Molecule: messenger RNA, 924 nt
Organism: Eutrema salsugineum
Lineage: Eukaryota; Viridiplantae; Streptophyta; Magnoliopsida; Brassicales; Brassicaceae
Product: 60S ribosomal protein L15-1
Exons: 4
Coding region: 86-700 (204 amino acids)
Biological process (GO): cytoplasmic translation
Cellular component (GO): cytosolic large ribosomal subunit; ribosome
Molecular function (GO): structural constituent of ribosome; RNA binding
Source: RefSeq, a predicted model, not a curated record
CUGGAUUAAAAACCCUAGCUCUGUACUAUAUCAGUGACAAACCCUUCAUUGUGCCGGAGUUGUGCGGCUCUGCGAAACUUCGAAAAUGGGUGCGUACAAGUAUGUAUCGGAGCUAUGGAGGAAGAAGCAGUCUGAUGUCAUGAGGUUCCUGCAGAGGGUGAGGUGCUGGGAGUACAGACAACAACCUUCGAUUGUCCGUCUCGUCAGGCCUACUCGUCCCGAUAAGGCUCGUCGUUUGGGUUACAAGGCCAAGCAGGGCUUUGUGGUGUACCGAGUCCGUGUGAGACGUGGUGGACGCAAGAGGCCAGUGCCAAAGGGUAUUGUGUAUGGAAAGCCCACAAACCAGGGAGUUACCCAACUCAAGUUUCAGAGGAGCAAGCGGUCUGUUGCUGAGGAGCGUGCUGGAAGGAAAUUGGGCGGCCUCAGAGUCGUCAACUCCUACUGGCUCAACGAGGAUUCGACCUACAAGUACUACGAGAUCAUCUUGGUUGACCCAGCACACAAUGCUGUGCGUAAUGACCCGAGAAUCAACUGGAUCUGCAACCCAGUGCACAAACACCGUGAGCUCAGAGGACUUACCUCAGAGGGAAAGAAGAACAGAGGACUGCGCGGAAAGGGACACAACAACCACAAGAACCGCCCGUCUCGCAGAGCAACAUGGAAGAAAAACAACUCUCUCUCCCUUCGUCGUUACCGUUGAUUGCCUUUUUCUAUUAUUAUUAUUAUCAUCUUCUAGGUUCCAUGCUGUUUCGCUGCUUUUAUCUUUCGCAUAUUGACUUUUGUGUUUGCAAAAUUUUGGAGACAACAAUUGCGUUUGAGUUAUGGUUUGAACCCAGACUUUAUAUUUGCUUGUGUUUUUUUUGUUAAUCCCUUGUCCAAUGUUGAACUACAUUUCGAAAUUUUCUUUCAACGAAGUCCACAAUA